Molecule: messenger RNA, 3256 nt
Organism: Wasmannia auropunctata (little fire ant)
Lineage: Eukaryota; Metazoa; Arthropoda; Insecta; Hymenoptera; Formicidae
Product: INO80 complex subunit D
Exons: 3
Coding region: 540-2096 (518 amino acids)
Cellular component (GO): nucleus
Source: RefSeq, a predicted model, not a curated record
UCGAAGUCGAGCCCCCGAGAACGUCGAGAACGAGCUGCGGUGGUGGGCACUGAGGCCAGGAUCCUGCGCGCGAACCUCGAGUCCUCGAUGCCGCGAGGUCCGUCCCGCGAGUGCUUCCGGUCGCCCCGCUGAGAUCGACCCCGGGAGGAUCACGCCGCGGGCCCGCCGUUGCCUCGACGUGACGUGACGUGAGGCGACCUAACCUACAAAAAGGGGAGGAGGAAAGGAAAAACAACAGGCUGAGGAGAGAGGAAUCCUGGUCCGUCCGGAUCGCGACGAGGAGAGCGUCGGGAACGCCCUAUGCCAACGGCGGGGAGAUCACCCUCCGGUGAUAUGGCCACGCUCCCGGCCGCGGGAUCCUCGAGGUGCGCCACUCCGGCAGUGUUGCACACCGACCUGACGUCCGCCCGACGCGCGACGACGACGACGACGCAGACGACGCAGACGACGGCGCAGUUGCUCGGGCACGAUGUGCAGGCACCACGCUUGAUGUAGACUACUAUGCGAGGUGGAACAGAUCUGGACAGAAGCGGCAAUCAAUGAAGGUCCCUAUUACCGAAAACUCAAACAUGGACAAUAAAUUGAAGUUUUCGGACCGCUUGAAGGCUCUGCUGAAAACCGAGGCGCACCAAGAUGUUGAUCCGUACAUUUUCAGCGAGCCGGAACCGUUCGCCACGGCAGCGGGACGAAAUGCCACGGUGGUACCACCGACAAAUCCCGAAGUGAUGCUAGGCUGCAAGAACAACCGGCCAAAGGGGAAAUGCGUGAAGCAGAGGAUAAGGAUGGCAGCGCCUGUGCCAGCCGCGGGCUACAAGAUCGCCGGGGUGGUCGGCAAUGCCGCGACGAUGGAGACAGGCGCGGUCAAGGACAUCGGCGUCGGGGAGAGCCUGGAUCACAAAUUCGCUAAUCUGGUUCAGCGUAAGCAGCGACACCUCGAGAAUCUGCGAAGAUUGAGAUCCAGGAGGCAGAGUCGGGACCACACGCUGCUGUACUAUCCGAGGGCCGGGGACGAGAUAUCCGACAGCGACUCGAGCGGGGACGAGGUGACGGUCCAUCAGCGCCACUGGUUCUCCGGCGAGUCCACCGCGCCGGUGAACCGGGCGGCUCGGCUGGCCCAGCUGCGCUCGCAGCUGCAACGACAAUUGCUCCAGCUGCGCAUCGACGGUGCCGAUGCCGAGGCCGUGCUGCGGCACCGGGUCAGAUGCUUGCUGGAGGCCGCGACCAAGGAUCCCGCCUCCACCGCGCGGGUUCUAAGCGACUCUCCGAGCACCAGCAAGGUACUCGACGGACCGCUGUUGGUUGGCGGGCCAUGCGGGGAGGAGGGUUGCCAGCAGACGUCUCUGCCCUGCACCCGGCACUGCUCCCGCCACAUCAUGUCAAACGGAGAUCAGCUCCUGUUCGAGCAUUGCACUGCCAAGUUUAGUGACAACACACAGUGUUGCGUUCCUGUGUUUGACGUCGCGCACGAAUUACCCCUUUGCCCGGAGCACGCGAGGAAGCGGGACAAUUAUCACCGUAAAAUCCAAGAAUCCAAACCAAAGAAAGCCCGUAAAAAGCCAGCGUCCCCCCCUGUCCCGGCGAAGCCUAAACCCAAGUCCAAGCCGAAGAAGCGCAAACGGCCGCCCUCGAAUAAAAUAGAGACUACCAAGGCUGCCGCCGCGCUGAUGCACGAGGAGAGUCAUUACCUGAGCCAAAUGAACUGUAGUGAAAACCACACCAAGACGUUGAACAAUCUGAAUAUUCCGCAGGGAAGUUCGAAUACGUCCAACUUAAGUCUAGGAUUGGGACUGGGCUCCCUCGGCCUGACCGGCGGACUCAAAGUUGAGCUCGGUGAUAACGAGGUGUUCGCUUCCUUGGAUUCCGCCGAGCACGACUUUGGCACUGUGCUCAACAACUUACCCCCGGAUGCUUUUAACGACUUAUUUAUCGAGGGUAGAAACGGAGAUUACGAGCCGUCGCGGGAAGAGGAGGAGGAAUUGCAACGGGCUUUGGAAGAAGUUGACAAGGAUGUGCGAAACUUGGAGAGGAUGGGGCAGACGCAUGGGCUUUUAGAGCCGGCCUUGCUCGCCCAGCUUAUGUCGGACAUUGCCUCGUAGCCCCACCAAUCCUAACGUAAUAAUCUUUCGGGAAGGGAAUUCGUGCGUGUUCCUUGUAAACCGUAGAGAGAAAAAUACUGUUUGUGUAUGUGCUGCUAAACGUAAGAUUGCGUUAUAGACUGUUGUUACGUAGCCACGCAAGUCCGAGAUAAUGGCAGGGAUUGACAUACAGAAAGUAACAAACGAAGAAAAAAAAAUGAAAAAAAAACAAUAGCAAAUUUAUGAAUUUAGUGUAAACAGCAUCGGGUACAAUACCACACAGAUAGGUUUAUGUCAGACAAGUAGCAGUGUAAAAAAAAAAAAAAGAAAUCGAGAAUUUCAUCCUUUUUGACAAAUAAUCACGGACAUUAUUAUUACAUUAUUAUUAGAUUACAUGCAAUAUAUUUGUAGCUUAUUUGCAAAUACUUUUGACUUGCACUUGACAAAUUUGCUUAGGAAAAUUGUUAUAACUGCAAUUAAUAACAUGCAAUCAUUUUUCUUUGUAACGAAGUGUAUAAAUAGAAUGGGAGGGUAAGAGCGGGCGCAGUUCAUAUUAAUGGUUCAAACUAAAUUCCAACGCAACGCGAGCUAAACCGGGAUGCAUAGUUUUCUCAUUUUUAUAUACGGCUUGUUUUUAUUGAGAUCCACAGUAAGGAAUUUAUCUAAAUUAUGUGUACUAAUAUAGCUCCCAUAUUUAUUGAACUACACGUAAUGUCUAGCUAAUUACUGACUCUACUCAAAUAAUAGGUACAAAGGUAUUUUUAUGACUGAUUUGUAAUGAUUUUAUUUGUUAUCGAUUAUGCUGUAGCAACUGUGAGAGACGUAUUCCGGUUUAUAACCGGGGUACGCUUAGCUCUACAAAAAAGCUAAAGAACAGAAUAACUGGAGUCAAACGACAUAAUACUUGAAAGAAAUAUUUGGUGUUCGUAUAUAACUUUGUAUAUAUAUACAUAAAUAUAUAUAUACAUAUAUAUAUAUAUCAUUCUUAUAUUAGAGCAAAUUGUAGUAAAAUUAUUCGUUAAUUUGCAGAAUGUAAAAAUUGGUAUUUGCAUUUUUUCAAUGGCAGAAAUAUACAGCGAGAAAAAAGAAAUUAUGAACCUGGGGAUAUACAUCGUAUGCGGUAUCAUCCUUUGAAAAUAUACUAUCUGAAUUUUAUUUAAAUAAAAUACAUUUUUUCAGAA